CAGAAAGAUUGGAUUUAAGACAUGCAGUUGUCAACCAAUAAUGCAGCAUAAAUAUAUCCAUUGAGGGAGUCUAAGUGGUCAGUACGGAAUUAAUAAUUUGCUCUGCUCUAUAACUAUUGUUCUAUCUCUGCUGACUCCCAAACACGACCCACUGAGGACAGAGAUAAAUGGCGAAUGAAUGUGGAUGGGAUGAGUCCUAUAAGGAAGCAUUAUUGGAGCAGAAAGAAGAGAAACAGUACUAUGAGAACUGCCCAGGUUGUAAGGUGGAGCAACAGAGACAGCUGCAAAGAGGGGUUCCAGUCAAAUUGCUGAUCCGCGUUUGGACAAUUGUUCUCUGCACUUCACUUCCAAUAUCAUCUCUCUUUCCAUUCCUAUAUUUCAUGAUAAGAGAUUUCAAAAUUGCAGAGACCGAAGAAGAUAUUGGUUAUUAUGCAGGUUAUGUAGGAUCCGCAUUCAUGCUUGGAAGGGCAAUGACAUCUCUAUUUUGGGGGAUGUUAGCCGAUAGAUAUGGCAGAAAACCGGUUUUUAUAUUCAGCACAAUCUCUGUGGUGAUUUUCAAUACACUUUUCGGUUUUAGCGUAAACUUCUGUAUGGCAAUCAUUACUCGAUUUCUUCUUGGAAGUUUAAAUGGUUUGCUUGGACCAAUCAAAGCAUUUGCAGUAGAAGCCUUUCCGGAACGAUAUCAAUCAUUGGGACUAUCUUCGGUUAGCACAGCAUGGGGUAUGGGCUUAAUCAUUGGCCCCGCUUUGGGAGGUUUUCUUGCACAGCCUGCAGAGAAGUAUCCUUCGUUCUUCUCAAUGGACUCAUUAUUCAGAAGAUUUCCCUACCUUUUGCCUUGCUUGUGCAUUUCUAUGUUUGCAUUACUUGUGACCAUUUCCACAUUUUGGUUACCGGAAACACUACAUAAACAUGACUCAGUGAGCGUUUCAUCUUUCAACUCAAACAAGACUUUAGAGGCUGCUUCUAAAACCUCUAGAGGAUCCAAGAAGAGAAUUUUCAAUAAUCGGCCCUUAAUGUCAUCUAUUGUUGUAUAUUGUGUCUUUUCCCUUCAUGAAAUGGCUUAUACCGAGAUAUUCUCAUUGUGGGCUGAGAGUCCUCGAAGACUUGGAGGAUUAAGUUAUUCUUCAGACGAUGUUGCAAUCGUUCUAGCAAUCUCUGGGUUCAGUCUUCUGGUGUUUCAAGUUUUUGUGUAUCCCUUUGUGGAGAGAACAAUUGGCUCUGUAAUGGUGUCCAGAAUUGCAGGAAUUGUGGUGAUUCCCCUGCUAGCGAGUUACCCUUACAUUGCAAAUUUAUCCGGGAUAAACCUCAAGAUUGUGUUAAAUUGUGCAUCCCUCUUGAUGAACAUUUUAUUAGUAACAAUCGUAACCGGACUCUUCAUUCUACAGAAUAGUGCAGUGGAUCAAGAUCAAAGAGGAUUAGCAAAUGGCAUUGCGAUGACCGGGAUGUCAAUCUUCAAAGCUUUAGGUCCCGCAGGAGCAGGAACAUUGUUUUCUUGGUCAGAAAAGCGUCAAAGUGCGAAAUUUCUUCCAGGCAAUCAAAUGACAUUCUUUACGCUCAUUGUCAUUGAUGGUAUUGGUGUAUUGCUCACUUUUAAGCCAUUUCUUGUUGAACGAAUGCCAAGCUAAUCGAUGAAAGAAGUGUGUAUAUGCCCAUAUCUUCGAGCAUUUUUUCCCCAACAAAGCUCACUGCUGGGAGGAAAUUGAUAUUUGCACAUGCAUCAAUGCAUUUAACACUUCCAUUUAUGUAUACCGGCAGUAUUCCGUUUUUUUAAACUAUUCUGUUUUUUCAUAUUGAUAACUUUCUCAUGUUUUUUGUUAUUUAAGCUCUAGUUGUUGUUAGGUGAUGAAUUGGUUGAAUCACAUUGUGGGUGAAUUGUGUGUAGAAUUGUGAUAAUUUUUCACGUAGUUUUAGCGAUGGAUAUAUAUAGUGGCAGAAAAGUAAAGAUACAAAUAUUUAAC
This is a messenger RNA of Cuscuta epithymum, 1958 nucleotides long. The record is from the annotation of a GenBank genome assembly. NCBI's taxonomy places the organism in Eukaryota, Viridiplantae, Streptophyta, Magnoliopsida, Solanales, Convolvulaceae.